Messenger RNA from Cimex lectularius (bed bug), 472 nucleotides. RefSeq names its product RING-box protein 2 (gene Roc2). Gene Ontology annotation, cellular component: nucleus; Cul5-RING ubiquitin ligase complex. Gene Ontology annotation, biological process: protein ubiquitination; ubiquitin-dependent protein catabolic process. The transcript is spliced from 3 exons. The record is from RefSeq and is a predicted model, not a curated record. NCBI's taxonomy places the organism in Eukaryota, Metazoa, Arthropoda, Insecta, Hemiptera, Cimicidae. Gene Ontology annotation, molecular function: ubiquitin protein ligase activity; zinc ion binding; cullin family protein binding. Bases 79 to 384 code for a protein of 101 amino acids.
CUCUUAAGUUCGUGGAAGGUUAUAAACUCAAUUGUCUCCGUGUGCUAUCUGCUGAGGACAACGAGUUUUCACUCGCCGAUGGAAAGGAACGAAAGCGAAAACUCGAAGAUGUUUACACUCAAAAAAUGGAAUGCCGUCGCCAUGUGGAGUUGGGAUGUCGAGUGUGACACCUGUGCCAUCUGCAGAGUCCAAGUGAUGGAUGCAUGUCUAAGAUGUCAAGCUGAAAGCAAACAGGAUUCGAGAUACGGGAAACAAGAUUGUGUCGUAGUCUGGGGCGACUGCAAUCAUUCAUUUCAUUAUUGUUGUAUGUCUUUAUGGGUUAAACAAAAUAACAGGUGUCCAUUGUGCCAACAAGAAUGGUCUAUCCAAAGGAUGGGUAAAUAACACGAUCUGUAGUUUAUAAUAUUUAAUUUAUAAUUAAUUGGUAUUGUAAUUUAUAUGUACAUAAAUGAAGCAAUAAAAUUUUAUUAUC